CUUUCACCUAGCUCCUUAUUAACCCCAUCAAGCUCUCCAACCCAGAGAAGAAUCUCUGUGUCUCUCUCUCCAUCAAAGUCCUCAACUUUGAAGCUCUCCCAUCCAAACAGAAUACUCUGCCUAACGCACAACGCUGUCUAUCUUCUGUCUCUGGUGAGAAAAAAUUUUUCUGACGUACUGAAUGUACCAACGCUGUGUCUUCUUCUUCUGCUGAGUGGUGGGUUUGAACUCUCCCCACUCUCGAAAUUCCCACAUUACAGUGAUCCUCACCAUCAUCUUCUUCCGCCAGAUGCUUUAGAGUUACAAUCUCUGAAGGAAAAGUCUGUGUUCGUUGCUUUGGCUUUCUCGAAUACUACCGUUUACAUUCCCCUGGGAAUUCAAAUACAGAACUGAAAUAAAGAAGCUAUGGCGGGUGGUAAAGUCUAUGUGGGUGCUUCAAACAUGAACGUCUUACUUCAAAGCGAAAGGCUUCCUUGUUCUUCUGAGGUCCUUGAGCCUCUCUGGAUUCCCAGCUCUGAACCCUCUUUGCACGCUUCAAAAUCCAUGGUUAAUUUUGAGAAGGUUGGUGGAGGAGACAACACUGCUAGCCCAUUUUUCCAACCGCUAGGUAGCGAUGAAAAUGGUGAUGAGGAGGAUUGUGAUGGGUGCUUUCAUCGACCCGGAAAGAAAAGGCGGCUUACAGCCAAUCAAGUUCAGCUUCUUGAGAGAAAUUUUGAAGUGGAAAACAAGCUUGAACCAGAGAGGAAGAUCCAACUCGCAAAGGAACUUGGUUUGCAGCCUCGGCAAGUUGCCAUAUGGUUUCAAAACCGGCGGGCUCGUUUUAAAACCAAACAACUGGAAAAGGACUAUGACUCGUUGAAAACCAGUUAUGAUAGGCUCAGGGUUGACUAUGACAAUCUCCUCAAGGAGAAAGAAAGCUUAGAAAAUGAGGUUAAUUCCCUGAGGGACAAAUUGCUUGAUAGAGAGAAAGGGAAGGAAAAUGAGGAACCACUUGAUGCCUGCAAGUCAUCAAAUGCAGAGCGCCAAGAGCCAAGUCUCAAUGCAGUUUCUGAAAGGGUGUGUAAACAGGAAGAUGCAAGUUCAGUGAAAAGUGAUGUUUUUGACUCGGAUCGGGAUAGCCCACAUUACACUGAUGGGAACCACUCUUCAUUGUUGGAGCCUACGGACUCUUCUCAUGCCUUUGAACCAGAGCAGUCAGAUUUCUCACAAGACGAAGAAGACAAUCACAGCAAGAUCCUCCUGCCCCAAGCAUGCUUUCUAAAAGUUGAAGAUGGAUGUAACGAUGUCCCGCUUGCAAAUUAUUGGAAUUUUGGUUUCCCAGUGGAAGAUCAGCCCCUUUGUUUCUGGAAUUACUGAGUUAUCAUGUCACUUUAGCUUCUAAAUUAUGUUUAAGCACUUAGUUGUAAUUAUGUUUAACGAGCAAUAAAUCCUAUUACCUUGACAUUGUU
This is a messenger RNA of Alnus glutinosa, 1448 nucleotides long. Its product is annotated as homeobox-leucine zipper protein HAT5-like. Gene Ontology annotation, molecular function: sequence-specific DNA binding; DNA-binding transcription factor activity, RNA polymerase II-specific. Lineage: Eukaryota; Viridiplantae; Streptophyta; Magnoliopsida; Fagales; Betulaceae. The record is from RefSeq and is a predicted model, not a curated record. Bases 406 to 1356 code for a protein of 316 amino acids. Gene Ontology annotation, cellular component: nucleus. The transcript has 3 exons. Gene Ontology annotation, biological process: positive regulation of DNA-templated transcription.